Molecule: messenger RNA, 371 nt
Organism: Prorocentrum cordatum
Lineage: Eukaryota; Dinophyceae; Prorocentrales; Prorocentraceae
Source: the annotation of a GenBank genome assembly
CGACGACGACGACGACGACGACGACGACGACGACGACGACGACGACGACCGCGAAAGGUCCUGCGGCCGUUGCCCCGGCAAAGAGGAAGUACGAUGGCAAUCUGCCCACUGCUUUGGAGGAGGCCCUGACGAAGAUCCGGAGGCGCAAGACGGCGCACAACAAGCAGGGGAAGGAUGGGCCAGCCAUUGAUGGCGAGGCUCUCAAGCAACUCUGUGGCGAGGCUUGGACGCGCGUCCAAGAGGGUUUCCGUCGUCACCUUCGUGACAAGGAUCCUGCAAAAUUCCAGCAGCUGGAUAACCUGAAACACGACGCGCCGAAGCGGGACUUCAUGGCAACGGUUCUGCUAGAGUAUGCAGAAUGAGGUGAGACG